AUGGGUUGUUGCGGAAGCAAAAUAGUUCACGAUGAGGACGAUGUCAGCCAACCUUUGUUGAACGAAGACACCAGAGACAAUCGUAUGAACUAUCAAACAUAUGAGACAAUCGAUGUACAGAAAGAACAAGAAUUUUGGAAUAAUAUUAUCGACAGGACUACCCAGUAG
Molecule: messenger RNA, 168 nt
Organism: Mycotypha africana
Lineage: Eukaryota; Fungi; Mucoromycota; Mucoromycetes; Mucorales; Mycotyphaceae
Exons: 3
Coding region: 1-168 (55 amino acids)
Source: RefSeq, a predicted model, not a curated record